This is a messenger RNA of Rubroshorea leprosula, 1378 nucleotides long. The record is from the annotation of a GenBank genome assembly. Lineage: Eukaryota; Viridiplantae; Streptophyta; Magnoliopsida; Malvales; Dipterocarpaceae.
GUUCUAUGAUUAUUGGAUAUGUCUUGAGUGAUAUAGUUUUAGAAUUUGAGUGUCUUCCUACUGUAUUUGAAUCUCUUGUGUUAUUAUUAUUUUUAUUGCUGUGUGUUUAUUAUUCUUGGGAAUCAUUUUUCAGAAUAUAGACUGAAAUGGUUGGAGGAGUGAUUCAGCAGGUCCUACGGAGGAAACUUCAAUCUCAUGCUGCUGCCACUCCAGUUUUAUCUUUACUUAAUGCAAAGAAAUUUCAUGAAGAUGCUGGACCUGCUGGCAUGAAGUCCCUGAGAGCUUUUGCACUCCUUGGAGCUGGUAUUUCUGGGUUGCUAGGUUUUGCAACAGUUGCUUCUGCUGAUGAAGCUGAACAUGGACUAGCAGCUGCAAACUAUCCUUGGCCUCACUCAGGCAUCCUUAGUUCAUAUGACCAUGCUUCGAUUCGUCGUGGUCACCAGGUUUACCAACAAGUAUGCGCAUCCUGCCACUCUAUGUCUCUAAUAUCAUACCGUGAUUUGGUUGGUGUUGCAUAUACGGAAGAGGAGACAAAGGCCAUGGCUGCCGAGAUUGAGGUUGCUGAUGGGCCUAAUGAUGAGGGUGAGAUGUUCACCCGUCCUGGUAAACUCAGUGACCGUUUUCCUUCCCCAUAUGCAAAUGAAGCAGCUGCUAGGUUUGCCAAUGGAGGAGCCUAUCCUCCAGAUCUAAGUCUUAUCACUAAAGCUCGUCAUAAUGGGCAGAAUUAUGUCUUUGCCCUUCUAACUGGUUACCACGAUCCUCCAGCUGGUGUUGCGAUCCGAGAAGGGUUACACUAUAACCCUUACUUCCCUGGAGGAGCUAUUGCCAUGCCCAAAAUGCUUAUAGAUGGUGCUGUGGAGUAUGAAGAUGGUACCCCUGCAACAGAAGCUCAGAUGGGGAAGGAUGUAGUGACAUUUUUGUCAUGGGCAGCUGAACCAGAAAUGGAAGAGCGGAAGCUGAUGGGUUUUAAGUGGAUAUUUGUACUAUCACUGGCAUUACUUCAAGCUGCAUAUUAUCGGCGCUUGAGGUGGUCUGUACUCAAGUCCCGCAAGCUGGUCCUUGACGUUGUCAACUAGCUUCACUUCAGUUUCUCUCAUACCAUGUCUGUUGGGCAAGUUGCUUCAACAAUAAUUGCUUUAUCAGGUGAUCUAGUUCUUUGCCUUGACAAAUUAAUGGCUAAAUUGUCAAAAUGAGGUAAUGGGGUGACCUCAAGAGUUCUUUUUUUUGCAAAUUGGGGAAGAAAUAAGCUACUCCACCUGCAUUAUACAUUUGUUCUUGUUUGAGACCCGAAUUUUUGUCAAAAAGAGUUAUUUCAGAGUACCAUUUUGUUCCUGCAUGGAUUUUUGAACUUCUCAACUAAUAUAGUUUCACAAUCUCA